UGCCUCGCAAAGAAGCUCACACUCUUUCCGGAAUCAGAGAAACUUUUUCAAUUUCUGCGAAACAAUAAUAUCAAGUUGCACCGGUAGACUCAAACAACAUGGAAUUUUUCGAAUUCGCAGCCGGGGAUAAUUAUAAAGGUACACUGACAGACUCAGAGAACAAGGCAGAAAUCCGAGUUGAGGAUCAGAAUAGCAUUUUAAUGCCAUUGAUAAACAUGUUAAUGAAUGAGCAGAAAUUUAUAGACGAGAUUUAUUUUUUGGAUGAAUUUCCUUCGACUGACGUGAUUCUUCCCGUAUGGAACUGUAGUCCAAAACUAGUUAUUGAGUAUCUAAGAAAUGUACAUGAUGCGCCUUAUCCAAAAACUUGUGCUUUAUCAAGGAUUUAUUAUAAAUACAAUAUAAAUGGUAUAAAUGGUCCGAUAACGCGCGAAUAUGUGUUUACUGAUGAUAUGUCUCUCGUCGACGAUAUCAUCAUUAUAUGUUAUUUGAAUUGUUUAGAAUCACAAGAUCUAAAUUUGCUAGGAAUACAUCAUUUAUUUUUUAUGAUGCGGCACAAAUAUAAUAUUGUGUCCGCAGGCACGAUAUAUCAGGCAUUAUCGCCUUCUAGGAUUACCUGGACUCAAAUAAUGUAUUCCUUUCCAAGCGUAACCUGGGCAUAUACAGCACCAUCUUCUUCAGACAUGCAUAUGAACGUAUCAAUAUCUACUAUGAGGAAAAGAACGAUUUGGUGCAACCUGAUUGCUUCAGUUCUCCCUCGUUUAGAGGCAGAUUAUAUCCCUAUAGUGUAUCUCUCAGCGAUAAUGAUUGAAUUAAUUCAAAUCCUCCAUGAAAAUAAUGCCCCGUUUAGUAGAAAAAUUCGAUUGCUACAAAUUUAUAGGCAUAUCCUUUCAUUAUAUAAUUCUAAAGCCUUCCCUAAAUCUUUGAAAUUUACGUUAUGCGAGAGAAGGAACAUUAUACGAAGAGUCAAUGAACAACAUAACCAAUAUAAAUAUGAUCAUUUUGAACAAUUUUAUUCUGUCACUGAAAGAUUUUUAUCAGACGUAGAAUCACAAGUGCGGAAUAACUCAUGCAAUUUUUUAGUAUAACUUCCGUAACAUAUGUUCUGGCUUUAUAU
Molecule: messenger RNA, 1114 nt
Organism: Nylanderia fulva
Lineage: Eukaryota; Metazoa; Arthropoda; Insecta; Hymenoptera; Formicidae
Source: RefSeq, a predicted model, not a curated record